CUUGAUACCUGCCAUCACCUCGCAACAUGGGCAAAGUCAAAAUCGACGACGUACCUGUGCCUACGACGCCUCCUCGCCGGAGCACGACCUUGCUCCUCGACGCCACCGACGCGACGCCGUCAUUCCGAAUCGGCGACACAGACAAGUCUUACAAGCACCAAUACUCCAACAUUUAUUUUACUCGACUAAGCGAACUGCGAAAACCUGUGGAGGAGAGGGCGCUGCGACGAUGGGCAAGUGUCAAGGGAAAUCCCCGCCUCGUCCGACGCGUGCUAGAGGUUGUCAAAUCGCAACUGUGCUACAUUAUCGGCACGGUGUACAUGGACAUGCCACUUAAACCGAACGUCUUGGAAGACAUUGCCCGGGAUCACACCAUACCGCCGCCUCCGCCUCCGCCUAAGUACUACUCGGAUGAAGACAGCAUCCUGCUCGAGGACGAGUCUGGGCGGUUACAGCUCGUCGGAGAGCGCGUCAAAGCGGCGGGGCUGGUGACUGGUGUUGUUUUAGCUGCGCUCGGGGACGAGGAUGAGGAUAGGAUGGAGUUGGACGGUGCUGAUGAAUGGAUAGCGAUGCUUGUAGAGUAUCUCACGGGAGAAGAGGGCGGUGCUGAAGACCAGGGAUCCUGCAGCUCGUAUAUCUCGACUUGUGAUUGCAGGGAAACUCUCUUGGCACCUGUGAUUAUUCCUGUCAAAGGGGAGCCUACUGCCGAAGGGGAUGAGAAGAAAUCGGCAAGUCGGGGCAAGUACAAUUACGAUACGACGACGUUUUCUCCUCAUCCGACACAAACGCUUGCUGGACAUUUGUACGAUAUCGGACGGGUAAUGCCUAUCCAUGUGCUACCGGGUGAAGCAGAUCCCUCGGGAACGAUUCUACCUCAGCAGCCGUUUCCACGGGCUAUGCUAGGACCGGUGGCGUCGUUAUCAUCAUUCAAGUGCGAGACGAAUCCAACGUAUCUACGUAUUGGGAGUGGCAAGGGGGUGACACGAACGAUGCUGGUGAAUUCGGGACAACCGUUGAACGACAUGUUCAAGUACCUGGAUUGCCCACCGAGUACACGGUUAUCUAUUCUAGCGUCGACACUGAACUGGAGACACAUGGCGCCUACAGCUCCCGAUACGCUGUGGUGUCAUCCGUACUUUGGGGUAGAUCCGUUUAUUAUGAGAGAAACGCCGGAUUUGUAUAUUGUAGGGGGACAGAAAAAGUUUGGGACAAAGGUAGUGAGAGAGGAUGGAAGACGGUGUCGGUUGGUGCUUGUUCCCGAGUUUGUGAAGACGGGAACGGUGGUGCUGGUAAAUGUACAGAGUCUGGAAGUGAAGACGCAAAGGCCGUCUCUGGUGAGCAUAUUCUCUAGGGCUGCAGCGGGCCCGUUCCCGAGACCAGGACUUGCGCUCUACCAGAAUAUCUGGGACGAUCCUGCCUCCCAGUUCUGUGGCAAUGGCAAGGAUGACAGUCUGGUCGUCGUCGAGCUCCUUGACGACACUACGUACCAUCUUGCGGCCUGCAAUGUCGACGACGGCGUAACCUGCACCAAGGGGCUGAAGAGACUUGAUGCUUCGGAUGACGUCGUCUUCAUCGAUGGCGCCGCCUGCGAGACCCCUGAGCUUUGUGACGAGCCUGAUGAGCUCUGCCAUGUCGAUGAGGCCGCCGUUACGGUCGCGGGUUGUGACGCAGACAGUCGACGAUCUGGAACGCCUAGCUCGUGCUGCCAAUCUGCCAUGCCUAGCAUCUCUGCCCACCAUCCGCCCUUUCGUGGACCUGCAAGAGGGUCGACGCCAAUAGAAGAGCACAUUUGCUGGAAUGCAUGGCGAAAGGCGGGAUCCCGACGGAUGGAGUCGCGGUGAGUGGCGGCGAAGCGGGCGAGGGCGGUGCGAAAGUGGGUGAGCUGAGCGUGGAGGUGAUCUACCUGUGACUGUGAAAGGGACGUGGGAAAGAGCAACGAAAGAGCGUUGGUUCUGUUGUUGACGUUGAAGCGCGGCGAUUCCUCCUCCUCGACGAUGCAUGUCAUGUCAAGGCAGUGACGUCACUCUCUCCUUUUGACAUAAAAGUUACACGCCAAGUUUA
Molecule: messenger RNA, 2061 nt
Organism: Desarmillaria tabescens
Lineage: Eukaryota; Fungi; Basidiomycota; Agaricomycetes; Agaricales; Physalacriaceae
Product: DNA polymerase alpha/epsilon subunit B-domain-containing protein
Exons: 8
Coding region: 27-1841 (604 amino acids)
Biological process (GO): DNA strand elongation involved in DNA replication; DNA replication
Cellular component (GO): delta DNA polymerase complex
Molecular function (GO): DNA binding
Source: RefSeq, a predicted model, not a curated record